This is a messenger RNA of Eruca vesicaria subsp. sativa (arugula), 2841 nucleotides long. The record is from the annotation of a GenBank genome assembly. Lineage: Eukaryota; Viridiplantae; Streptophyta; Magnoliopsida; Brassicales; Brassicaceae.
AUGGCAUUGAUUCAGAGAGCUAACAAUUUUCGAUGGGGAGAUAUAGGCGAAGAAGACGACAUUGAUUUCCUGCUUCCACCUAGAGAAGUGAUCGGACCUGACGAGAACGGUAUAAGGAAGGUGAUCGAGUACAGGUACAACGAAGAAAGUAGAAGGGUCAGAGUCACGACGACGACACGUGUCCAGAAGCGAGUGCUCAGCAAACAAGCUGCAGAGAGACGGAGCUGGCCAAAGUUUGGUGACGCGGCACGUGAGGAAGCUGGUCAUUACCUUACUGUGCGUUCUACAGAAGAUAUCCACUUGGAACGACUUAAUGCUCAUGGUAAUCAAGCGGAAGAAGCAACGACAUCAGGAGAUGAUUCAAUGUCUCAGGCAUGCAAUGCGGGUGGGGUCCUCAUGGUCUGCAGGAUAUGCUGUAUGAGAGGUGAUCACUGGACAGCACGUUGCCCUCAGAGGGAUCUCCUGUCGUUAAUGGAAACGCCUACGGAAGCUUCUACAUCCACUGAAGCGUAUGUUCCGCCUAGCAUGAGAAAAGGUGCAGACAGAAGAAGCACUAGGAACGACGAUAACUCUGUACGUGUGACUAACUUGUCUGAAGACACCCGCGAACAGGAUUUGAUGGAGUUGUUUAGUGCGUUUGGCGCUGUAAGCCGUGCUUACGUGGCUCUUGACAAGAAUACGAACAUGAGCCGAGGUUUUGGGUUUGUCAAUUUUGUAAGCAGGGAAGAUGCACAGCGAGCAAUCAAUAACUUGAAUGGGUAUGGUUAUGAUAGCCUCAUCCUCAGAAAGCUCUUCGCCGGAAGCAACCUCCUCAGAAGCUCUAACUUCUUCAAAAUCUCCGUCUUCGUUUUGAACUCCGUCGCUUGCUUCUUCCUCGGUAAGCACUGGUCCGAGAAUGGCUUCCGCCGCCUCGUUUUCUUCUCCUCCGAGCCUUCUCGUUCCCCCAUCGUCGCUCUCUCGCCUGAUUUCGGCAAAAACUACAACAUCUCCGAUUUGAUCCACGAGAUUCACCCGAUCCCGCCGCUUCCUCUGACACCACCGCCUCCGCCUAGCACUGUUGAUCUUCAGGUGUUUGGGAUCGUCGAUGAGAACGGAACUAUGUCCGAUGAGUUCCAGAUUGGUGAUUACGACGCCGAGACGGAAGAAGCAUCGGGGAAUCAAACGGAAUCUGUGAGUAGUAGUGACGAGCGUACUACCACUGUUAGAGUUAGUGUGGGGAAGAUAGAGAUUUGUUCAGUGGAGAUGACGGAUUACAUUCCUUGUUUGGAUAACGUAGAAGCUAUAAAGAGGCUCAAAACGACGACGCGUGGAGAGCGAUUCGAACGGCAUUGUCCCAAAGAAGGAUUAGGAUUAAAUUGCACUGUUCCGGUUCCUAACGGUUACCGUCUUCCGAUCCCGUGGCCUAAAAGCCGCGACGAGGUGUGGUUUAACAAUGUUCCACAUACUCGGCUUGUUGAAGACAAAAGUGGCCAAAACUGGAUUCUCAAGGAGAAUGACAAGUUCAAGUUUCCUGGUGGUGGUACUCAGUUUAUUCAUGGAGCUGAUCAGUACUUGGAUCAGAUCUCUCAGAUGAUUCCUGAUAUUGGUUUUGGUAGCCAUACACGAGUUGUUCUUGACAUUGGAUGUGGUGUGGCGAGUUUUGGUGCUUACUUGAUGUCACGAGAUGUGUUGACUAUGUCUAUUGCUCCAAAAGAUGUUCAUGAGAACCAGAUACAGUUUGCUCUUGAGCGUGGUGUUCCUGCAAUGGUGGCGGCAUUCACCACACGGAGAUUGUUGUACCCAAGUCAAGCUUUUGAUUUGGUUCAUUGUUCAAGGUGCCGAAUCAACUGGACUCGUGAUGAUGGAAUCUUGCUCCUUGAAGUCAAUAGGAUGCUUCGUGCCGGAGGUUAUUUUGUUUGGGCAGCACAACCUGUAUAUAAGCAUGAGAAGGCCUUGGAAGAACAGUGGGAAGAGAUGCUAAACCUUACCACUAGGCUUUGCUGGGUUCUUGUGAAGAAGGAAGGAUAUUUAGCUAUUUGGCAGAAGCCCACAAAUAACACUUGUUAUUUAAGUCGUGAUGCUGCAAUCAUGCCUCCUUUAUGCAAUCCUGAGGAUGACCCAGAUAGUGUUUGGUAUGUUUGGCAUCUAAAGGCAUGCAUCACUAGGAUUGAAGAUAAUGGAUAUGGAGCAAAUCUUUCUCCUUGGCCAUCCCGUUUACAGACCCCACCAGAUAGGCUACAGACAAUACAAAUUGAUUCGUACAUAGCCCGAAAAGAGCUCUUUAUAGCUGAAUAUAAAUACUGGAAAGAAAUAAUAUCAAACUAUGUACGUGCCUUACAUUGGAAGCAGAUAGGACUCAGAAAUGUCAUGGAUAUGAGAGCUGGAUUUGGCGGAUUUGCGGCUGCUUUAGCUGAGCUAAAGGUUGACUGCUGGGUUCUCAAUGUUGUUCCGGUCAGUGGGCCAAAUACACUGCCUGUUAUUUAUGACCGUGGACUACUAGGAGUAAUGCACGAUUGGUGUGAACCGUUCGAUACUUACCCAAGAACCUAUGAUUUACUGCACGCCGCUGGUCUAUUUUCAAUCGAAAGAAAAAGGUGUAACAUGACAACGAUCAUGCUAGAAAUGGACCGGAUUUUGAGACCUGGUGGACGUGUAUACAUAAGGGACACUAUCAACGUGAUGAGUGAACUUCAAGAGAUUGGAAACGCAAUGAGAUGGCACACAACCUUACGUGAAACCGCUGAAGGACCUCACGCAAGUUACAGAAUCCUCUUUUGCGAAAAGCGGUUUGAAUCAUCGUUGGAUUUGGAUAAGCAUCCUACUAAGAAGAGGAGGAGGAAGAGUAAAGGAAAAAGACAUUGA